AUGGGUCUUUAUAAAAGAAAAACGACUCGACAAGAUUGGCAUCCAGAAAAUAUGAUUCAGGCAAUUAAUCAAGUAAUUUAUCAUCAAAAAUCUAUUCAAGAAACUGCCAGAAGGUAUGGGAUUAGCAGAACAACAUUAUCUAGAAGAAUACAACAAUAUCGAUUCAACCCGGAUAUAAUUUUGGCUAGCCAAAAAGGUCUAGGAAGCUACCAGCCUUUUUUUACACCAACACAAGAAAAAGAGCUCAAGAACCACCUUAUUGAAGUUCAAGGCCAGCUACGUGGACUGGGUUCAAAGCAAACAAGAGUCCUGGCGUGUUUAGCAGCUCAAGAAAAUAAUAUUGAGACCCCUUGGACUGAUUCAAUUGCUGGUAAAGAGUGGCUCAGAGGUUUUCGAGCUAGACAUCCUGACCUAGCUCUUAGAAAACCAGAGUCAGUCUCAAUUUAUCGGGCACGAGGUUUCAACAAAGUUGUUGUUAAUAAAUUUUAUGAUUUAUUAGAACAACAACAAAAUAUGAAUAUUAUAAUUGGUGUUGGAGACAGUGUUCAGUAUCCACCUGACAGAAUAUUUAAUAUUGAUGAGACCUGUCAAUCUGUUGAUCCUAAAACCCAGGUUAAAAUAUUGUGUUUAAAAGGUCAACGACGUACAGGUCAAUUAACAACUAGUGAUAGGAAUAAAGCCAUUACUGUCACUGUGUGUGUCUCUGCAUCAGGCCACUUAGUCCCCCCAUUAUUUAUUUUUGGUCGCAAAAAAAUGCAUAAUAAAUUAAUUGCAAAUACAAUGGAGGGAUCAUGGGGUACAGUGACUGAUAAAGGCUGGAUGACAGCAGCUUCAUUUCUCCAGUGGUUUAAAUGGUUUAUUGAGUAUACUGUACCAACAAUACAACGUCCAGUACUGUUAAUACUCGAUGGUCAUGCCAGCCACACCAAGAAUAUUGAGGUGUCCAGACUGGCUGCAGCAUCACACGUCACCAUCCUGUGUCUGCCACCACAUACUACUCACAGACUCCAACCACUGGAUGUGAGCAUCAUGAAGCCACUGUCUGAUGCAUAUGGUGAGAUAUCCACCAAUAUGACACGAUCAGGAAAGAGACUUAUUGAAGAAGAUAUUGCUGGUAUGAUGAGUAUGGCUAUGGAAGCAGCGGCAACACCAAAAAAUAUUCGAGCUGGAUUUCGUGCCACUGGCAUAUGUCCAUUUAAUAGAAAUGUUUUUACACGAGCUGAUUUUGCACCUGCUUAUCUUUCUGAGCGAGCAAAUCCAGCAACACAAGAUCAAGAUCAAGACCACUAUCAAGACCACUAUCAAGACCAAAAUCAAGAACAAGAUCAAGAAGAAGAACAAGUAUCAGCUGAAAAUCAGCUGGAAAAAUCUAUGAAGUCAUCAAGACGUCCAAUGUUUUGGUCAGGACGUCCAACAUAUCAUCUUGAUGAUUCUGAUGAAGAAAGUGAUCGUGAUAAAGAUAAAAAUGAAAAAGCCAAUAGUUGUCAAAAAAAACCAGCACUAAAACGGAUGAUGAUAUUAAUAAUAUAA
Aphidius gifuensis is the source of this 1530-nucleotide messenger RNA. Its product is annotated as tigger transposable element-derived protein 6-like. Gene Ontology annotation, molecular function: DNA binding. The transcript is spliced from 4 exons. The coding region runs from base 1 to 1530 and encodes 509 amino acids. The record is from RefSeq and is a predicted model, not a curated record. Gene Ontology annotation, cellular component: nucleus. Lineage: Eukaryota; Metazoa; Arthropoda; Insecta; Hymenoptera; Braconidae.